GAACACCCGGACAAAUUUCCCUUCUUCUUAGUGUCGAUCCUACCACAACACACCCAGAUUGGCUACUCGAAGGGGGCACCAUGGAUGAAAACCAAGCUGCUCAAUACCUAGAGUCAUUGAUUGGUCAGACGCUACGAGUGCACGCAAGCGAUACGCGCAUUUUUGUGGGCACGUUCAAGUGUACGGAUUCGGCGCGAAAUAUUAUCCUCGCGAGCACGUACGAAUAUCGCUUCCCUAGCCCCUCAGCAGUUCAAGAUGCUGCCACGGUCGCAGAUAAUCAAGAGUCCGGGAUAGCCGCGGAAUUCCAGAAUGUUAAAAUGAAUAUGACAAGUCGAUUUAUUGGUCUUGUGGUCGUCCCGGGUCAGCAUAUCAUUAAGAUCGAGUUGGAAGAGACCCCUCAGCAAAGUCGCGUGCGGGAGUCACUCAAGAAAUCAUAGAAGGCAACUGUCCACUACAGUCCGAUGGAUUUCCCUAGGUGUUGGACUAGACCCUAACCUCAAGCCUUCCCUUCAGUUCC
Messenger RNA from Aspergillus alliaceus, 517 nucleotides. RefSeq names its product LSM domain-containing protein. Gene Ontology annotation, cellular component: NatC complex. NCBI's taxonomy places the organism in Eukaryota, Fungi, Ascomycota, Eurotiomycetes, Eurotiales, Aspergillaceae. The record is from RefSeq and is a predicted model, not a curated record. The transcript is spliced from 2 exons. The coding region runs from base 81 to 437 and encodes 118 amino acids.